AUGGAUAAGAGAGUGUCUGGAAUACUCCUUUCUAUAUGUAACUCGUUUCUCAAAAAUUUGGACGGAAAAGGAGACUAUCAAAUUAUUAUUAAUGGAGACAUUUUAAAUAGUUAUUGUGCUGGUAACAAAUGUAGUGAUAACCUCGCAAAAAUUAAUGCCGGAUGUUUAUAUUUGUUUGAUGCAUUCUUUAAGAAUUCUUCUGUGUUUAUGUCUGAUGCAAAAGGUAACACCAACAUUGUUGAAUACAUUAUCAUAUGGUUAAGUUAUAUGUUAAACCUAAAGAAAAGUGAAGAAAAUAUGAGCAAUUUACAAUAUUUUUAUAAGACAUAUAUAAAUAAUGAUAUGUACACUCAUACUAUAACUGAUGUUACGGACUAUAAAGAUUAUAAGGAGCUUAUAGAUAAUAAUAUUGAUUUGAUAAAUAUGAAUAUUAAAGAUAUAUCUAAUUUUUAUGAUGCAUUUUAUGCAUUAUGUAUGAUGCAUUUUGAAUUUAAUCAAGAAAGUCCAGAUUGUGGUAAAUAUUUGAAAAAUGCCCAAAAUUUUGCUGAAAAAUAUAAAAAACUUAAUAACGUUUCUGAUAAUAAAGAUAGUCCAUAUAAUAGAUUAUUAUAUACACUAUCAAAUGAUUAUGACAAUUUUAAAAAGAACUGUAGUGUUAAAUGUUCCAUUUCAUCCUUCCCAACGAUAGAAAAACCAAAAAAUUAUGUAGAAACUUUUGAAAAAGGUUCUGAUAAAACUGUAAAAGGUCCUGAACAUCUUCAUGCACAAGAUUCUGAAGUUGCAUCAUCAAGUUCGUCGAUAGCAAACAAUUUAUUUAUAGUUUUAUCGAUAUUCGGUGCAAUCGCAUUUUUUUUAGGAAUUUCUUAUAAGUAUUCGUUAUUUGGAUUUCGGAAACGAUUUCAAAAACAAAAAUUAAGAGAAAAACUAAAAAAUAUAAAGAAGAGAAUGAAUCAUUAA
Plasmodium yoelii is the source of this 957-nucleotide messenger RNA. RefSeq names its product PIR protein. Lineage: Eukaryota; Apicomplexa; Aconoidasida; Haemosporida; Plasmodiidae. The record is from RefSeq and is a predicted model, not a curated record. The transcript is spliced from 3 exons. Bases 1 to 957 code for a protein of 318 amino acids.